Messenger RNA from Columba livia (rock pigeon), 4220 nucleotides. RefSeq names its product ADAM metallopeptidase domain 12 (gene ADAM12). The transcript is spliced from 23 exons. NCBI's taxonomy places the organism in Eukaryota, Metazoa, Chordata, Aves, Columbiformes, Columbidae. The record is from RefSeq and is a predicted model, not a curated record. Gene Ontology annotation, molecular function: metalloendopeptidase activity. Gene Ontology annotation, biological process: proteolysis. The coding region runs from base 433 to 2985 and encodes 850 amino acids.
GCCGCGUAACCUGCGCGGCGUGGGGGCUUCCGAGCCCUUUGCGGAAAAACUCCGCUUUGCAGCGCCCGGCACGUCGCCUGGGGGGCUGGUCGUGGGGACCCCCGGGGUGCCCUGGGGGGACCCGGGAGCCGUUACCCCUCUAGGGUCCCCUGCAGAUUCAGUUGGGGGGUUGAGUAUCGCCGGAGUUCAGGCUCCGCUUCCAGCCGGGAGGAAUUGCCUGAAAAAGCCCCAUACUGAUGGAAAACGCGUCCUUGCUGGGGACAAGUUUACUCGCCGCUUCGUUCAUUCAAAGUGAGCACAAGUCAGGGAGCGGUGGCUUCGGUUUUAAAGGUGUUUUGCAGCACCAGCCCCGUGAUAUCUGCGUUACAGAGUGGGGAGAGGCAUAGAAAAAGCGAGAAUGUGGAUGGCAGAUUGGAGUCCUCCAGACAGCAGAUGCCAAAGGACCAGUCAAAAGAUUAUGAGAUAACAGUUCCCUUCCUUUUGAACGGAGAACAGUGGAGACCAGUAAAUGGCAUUUAUUCGAAGAAUCACCCGGCAUUGCUGCAGUUUGUGAUACAAGCUGAGAGUAAACAUCUGGUCAUCGAUUUGGAGAGGAAUGAGGGCCUGUUAGCCAGCAGCUUCACAGAAACGCAUUAUUUGAAAGAUGGCACUAACGUGGUGCUCACCCGCAAUUACAAGGAUCACUGUUAUUACCACGGCGCCGUGCGAGGGUUCCCCGGCUCCUCGGUCAGUCUCAGUGCCUGCUCUGGACUCAGGGGAAUUAUUUCAUUUGAAAACAAAAGCUACGUUCUGGAGCCAUUAGAAGGUGCUACAAACGAGCACAAGAUCUACCGAGCAGAGAGUUUGAAAAUAGCCCCAGGAUCUUGUGGCCACCAGCUGGACAUCUCUGCGGUGAGAGCUGCUGGUGGUGACACAUUGCGCCGUUCCCGGGCUGGCAGGUAUAAGAGGGAGACGCUGAAGACAACAAAGUAUGUGGAGCUUGUUAUUGUGGCAGAUAAUCGCGAGUUUCAGAGACAAGGCAAGGAUGUGGAAAAAAUUAAGCAGAGGCUGAUUGAAAUUGCAAACUAUGUUGAUAAGUUCUAUAGGCCACUAAAUAUUCGAGUAGCCCUGGUGGGAGUGGAAGUGUGGAAUGACAUGGAUAAGUGCUCUAUUUCUCAAGACCCUUUCACCAGCCUGCAUGAGUUCCUGGACUGGAGAAAGCUGAAACUGCUACCUCGUAAACCCCAUGACAAUGCACAGCUAAUAAGCGGGGUGUACUUCCAAGGGACCACCAUUGGCAUGGCGCCCAUCAUGAGCAUGUGCACCGCAGAGCAGUCUGGAGGGGUCGUCAUGGAUCACUCAGAAAACCCUCUGGGUGCAGCGGUCACCCUGGCUCAUGAACUGGGCCACAAUUUCGGGAUGAAUCAUGACACAUUGGAGAGGGGCUGUAACUGCAAAGCGUCUACCGACAAAGGGGGCUGCAUCAUGAACCCUUCUACUGGCUAUCCAUUUCCCAUGGUGUUCAGCAGCUGCAGCAGAAAGGACCUGGAGAACAGCCUGGAGAAAGGAGUGGGAAUGUGUCUGUUUAACCUGCCUGAAGUCAAGGAGUCCUUUGGUGGACAGAAAUGUGGGAACGGCUACGUGGAGGACGGCGAGGAGUGCGACUGCGGGGAGCCUGAUGAAUGUACAAACCGGUGCUGUAAUGCAACUACCUGUACUUUGAAACCAGGAGCAGUGUGCGCACACGGGCUUUGCUGCGAAGACUGCCAGUUAAAACCAGCGGGGAUUUCUUGCAGAGAUUCAAGUAAUUCCUGUGAUCUGCCCGAGUUUUGCACCGGAGCCAGCCCUCACUGCCCAGCCAACGUGUACCUGCAUGACGGGCACGCGUGCCAGCGGGAGGACGGCUAUUGCUACAGCGGCAUCUGCCAGACCCACGAGCAGCAGUGCAUCACCCUCUGGGGCCAGGGUGCGAAACCCGCUCCUGGGAUCUGCUUUGAGAGAGUCAAUUCUGCGGGUGAUCCAUACGGCAACUGCGGCAAAGACUCCAAGAGCUCCUUUGCCAAAUGUGAACCCAGAGAUGCUAAAUGUGGAAAAAUUCAGUGUCAAGGGGGAGCAAAUCGACCUGUAAUUGGUACCAAUGCUGUUUCCAUAGAAACUAAUAUCCCGCUUCAGGAAGGCGGCAGGAUCCUGUGUCGGGGGACCCACGUGUACCUGGGUGAUGAUAUGCCCGACCCUGGGCUCGUGCUGGCGGGAACCAAGUGCGAAGACGGGAAGAUCUGCCUUAAUCGCCGGUGCCAGAAUACGAGUGUUUUUGGCGUACAUAGAUGUGCAACAAAGUGCCAUGGGCGAGGAGUCUGCAACAAUAAGAAGAACUGUCACUGCGAGGCUGACUGGGCCCCCCCUUACUGUGACAAGCCGGGCUUCGGUGGCAGCGUGGACAGCGGACCUGUUAGGCAGGCAGAUAACAAGAGUUUAACCAUAGGAGUGCUCAUAACCAUUCUGUGCCUUAUCUUUGCUGGAUCCGUCGCGUAUCUGAAGAGGAAGACUUUCAUGAGAUGGUUGUUCACAAGUAAAAAGACAACAAUAGAGAAACUGAGGUCUGUGAGUCCAGCAAGACCUUCCAGAUCGUCUGAGCCAAACCAUGGCCAUACCGCAUCUCGCAAUAAAAAUCUCAUCCUGAAGCCGCAAAAUACAAAUAUACAAAAACGAGAUGGUCCAAGGAGACCGCUGCCCUAUCAGAUCGUGGACAUCGGCGGCCCUGUGAAGACAGACGAUCUGCCGCAGCUCAGGACACCGCAGCGAGUCCUGCCCCCCCUGCCGUGUCCCCAGGCCGUGCCCCACAGAGCCCUGCGCUGCCCCCAGGAGAACCCCAAACCAACUCCUCCUCGGAAGCCGCUGCCGGCCGACCCGCCAGGACACCCCCGAGCUCUGCCCCACGGGGCGCCCCGAAGACCUGCUCCCAAGCAGCCACCGCAGGUAUCCAGGUCCAGCAACACUGUGAUGUGAAACGAUGAGAAAACCUGACACCUUGAUUUUCAAAAGUGAAGACAGAAGUUUGCACUAUCUUGAAACUCCAGCUGGGGUUCAUUUUUAUGACAAUACUUAGAAUUUUUAAUGUUUAAAACAGCAUUAUUUUUAAGAAUUCUGAGCUACUGCCUUUGGUGCUGUGCUGUGCUAUGGUGCUCUGUAUACUUGCUCAGGUACUUGUAAAUUAUUAAUUUAUGUUGAAUAUUUAUUACAGUGCAGUGCACUGUAGUAGAUAUUUUUACCAUAGCAAAGUUUUCCUAAAAAGGAAGCCUUUUUUGUAAUAUUUCAUUGAACUUGAAUACUUCUGCUCUAUCGGUCCUAUGUAGAGUGGGUAGUUUUAAUCUGUUCUUUCAGCGCUGAUACUCCUGGAUAAAUCAAAUGUACAAACAGCUCUAUCUCAAUGGUUCGUAACCAACUUCUGAAUAAAUCUGUCAGGGUAAAAGCAAAACCAAAAACUCUUCUGGAACAUGGUGAAAUGCCCGAUAUCUGCACCCGGAUGGGUAACGUAUUAACCACAGGAUCCCUCAGUGCGAGCAGCUGUGCUGUAAUUUCAGCUUUCACGUUUGAAAUCGCCGAGAAAUCUGUGCGGAAAGAGGAUGGAUUCACUUGGGCCAAGUUCUCUUACUCAACAAGUACUGUAUAGCAUAAAACUGUAUUUUUUUAACCUCAUUUUCCUCAGACACAGUGUGGUUGGUACAUGUUACUGCAGAUAUCGGGCCUCCCGCUGUCGUUACCUUUUAGAUGCUCUGGGAGGUGAAUUCAGGCUGUGUGUGUGAGGUGGUUGUACCUCGCUGUGCCGCUCGGACACUCAGGGGCUGGGGGAAGCCAACGCCGCCGAGAAUUACAUUGUAAGAAUCAACUAUUAUACUUACUUCUUUUGCCUCAUCGCUCUGCUUAUCAACUGUAUUUUGCAUAUUUACUACUGUUUUGUAUUUAACUCCUAAGAUAUUGCUCUAGGUUUCUUAAUUUUCAAAUCAAAAUGCAUAUUUUAACAUGGAGAACUCUGUAUCUCUUUGCUCUGUGGUGCCAUUGGAGGUGAUGGGGUCCGUACCAGCAGCACUGCUGAACACGGCUGUUCCACCUGUGCUGUAACACACGCAGAUUGCAGUUGAAAUAGAGGGAGAAGGAACUAUUACCUUAUGCAGGUUAGUUUCCUUAUUGCUUGUAGUUUUUGUUUCUUUAAGCAAAAAUAAAAGCAUUGAUAGAAACUUGGA